This is a messenger RNA of Dreissena polymorpha, 1812 nucleotides long. RefSeq lists its product as uncharacterized. The transcript is spliced from 4 exons. NCBI's taxonomy places the organism in Eukaryota, Metazoa, Mollusca, Bivalvia, Myida, Dreissenidae. The record is from RefSeq and is a predicted model, not a curated record. The coding region runs from base 1 to 1812 and encodes 603 amino acids.
AUGCUAGGAGAGGUGAAAGAAGCUGUGAAAAAGACCAGAGCUGCUUCAGCGCCAGGACCCAAUGCCAUCCCGUACAAAGUGUACAAGAUGUGCCCACUACUUCUCAGGCGUCUAUGGAGGCUUCUUGAAGUAGUAUGGAGGAAAGGGUAUGUACCAGAGGCUUGGAAGGAGGCAGAGGGGAUAUUUACACCAAAGGAACGCAAUUCCAAGACGGUCAACCAGUUCCGAACGAUCUCGUUGCUCAACGUCCAGGGGAAAAUAUUCUUCGCCAUCCUUGCAAGAAGACUUACAUCUUUCCUGACAGCCUUCCGACACUACCAUGUGGACGGCCACAUACAGAAAAUCAUCACCAGUUACCUGGAUGGGAUCAGGCUCCGGUUUACUGUUGGUGACCAGCUAACCAGAUGGCAGAGGUUGAAGAAAGGAAUCGUUACUGGCUGCACAGUUUCCGUGGUGCUUCUCAUCAUGGGGAUGAACCUGCUGAUAAAUGCUGCCCAACGAGAGACACUGACGAGGCCAAUAAAAUGCCUGGGCAAGUUGUUUGAUGCAAGCCUACAAGAUCGCGACAAUGUCAAGAAGUUAGAGGAACAGGUAGAGGAGGGUCUCAAGAAGAUAGACCGCUGCGGACUACACGGCAAGUUCAAAGCUUGGCUAUACCAGCACGCACUGCUCCCAAGACUUAUCUGGCCGUUGGUGCUUUACGAGGUACCCAUCACAACAGUGGAAGCCCUGGAGAGAAGCACUAGUCGACACCUCAGGAAGUGGCUAGGAGUUCCACCCAGCUUUACCAGUAUUGGACUCUACGGGAAGAGCAACAAGUUACAGCUCCUGCUAUCUUCGCUGGUAGAAGAGUUCAAGACAGCAAAAGCAAGACUUGUGUUGACCUUGAGGGACUCUCCGGAUGAGCUCAUCCCGACAGAGUCUGUGAGCCAGGCAGAGAACGAGCUCAAGCACAAAGACAUUGUUGGAGUGACUGCUGUUGGACGUGAUGGAAUUGGUGCGAGAAAGGUGGUACUGUGGAGCCGAUCAGACCAGAAAGAGAGGCGUGCAAUGAUUCAGUCUGAGGUCAGGAGAGCCAGACAAGCAAGGGCUGUAGAAAUGGGAGCGCAGGGAGCAUGUACCACGUGGGAAACCGCAGACGGGAAGUUGACCUGGGGAGACAUCUGGAAGUAUGAGCCUUUUCGGUUUUCCUUUCUUCUCAGGUCUAUCUAUGACCUACUUCCAUCCCCAGCGAACUUGUGCCGAUGGGGACUCACAGAAGAUCCAAAAUGCAGCCUGUGUGACAGAGUAGGCACCCUAGAGCAUGUUCUGUCAUCUUUUACUACAGCACUGACACAGGGAAGAUAUAGAUGUAGGCAUGAUUUGGUCCUCAGAGAGUUGGCUGACUGGCUAGAGAAGGAACGGAAGAAGGAACGUGGUAAUUACCCCCGCCAUGGGCACAUCGCUUUCGUCAAAUCUGGUGAGGCCAUGAAGACAAAUAAACCAACAAAAGCAUCAAUUCCUGAUGGCACGAGAGACUGGAAGAUGGAAGUUGACCUUGGUAGAAGGCUUGUUUUCCCAAACGUGGUUCAGACGACCCUUCGACCAGAUAUUGUACUGUGGUCAGAGACAGGAAAGAAGCUCUUCACCAUAGAGCUGACAGUACCAUGGGAGGCAAGAUGUGAAGAGGCCUACGAGCGGAAGAAGGCAAAGUACACAGAACUCAUGGAUCUGUGCAAGCAACAAGGCUGGCGUACUUGGAUAUUUCCCGUGGAAGUUGGCGUUAGAGGGUUCUGUUCCCAGUCCGUGCACAGGCUGAUGACAGCAGUAUGA